Messenger RNA from Hippopotamus amphibius kiboko, 982 nucleotides. It is a transcript of the gene NAA10, whose product is annotated as N-alpha-acetyltransferase 10, NatA catalytic subunit. NCBI's taxonomy places the organism in Eukaryota, Metazoa, Chordata, Mammalia, Artiodactyla, Hippopotamidae. The transcript is spliced from 8 exons. Gene Ontology annotation, cellular component: NatA complex. Gene Ontology annotation, molecular function: protein N-terminal-serine acetyltransferase activity; protein-N-terminal-glutamate acetyltransferase activity. The coding region runs from base 181 to 888 and encodes 235 amino acids. Gene Ontology annotation, biological process: N-terminal peptidyl-glutamic acid acetylation. The record is from RefSeq and is a predicted model, not a curated record.
CGCGCACUUCCGGCCGGCGGCCGGGCCCGGCGCGCGCCACCCCUUCCGCCGCCGCCUCUGCGAUCCCGGACCCAGCUCCAGCCCCAGCCGUGGCCUGGCAGCCCCGGCGUCGCUUCGGAGCGCGGCGGCAGCUGACUGCGCGUUCACGACCCGCUGGGAGCCGCGAGCCCCGCCGCCGUUAUGAACAUCCGCAAUGCGAGGCCAGAGGACCUGAUGAACAUGCAGCACUGCAACCUGCUGUGCCUGCCCGAGAACUACCAGAUGAAAUACUAUUUCUACCAUGGCCUUUCCUGGCCCCAGCUCUCUUACAUCGCUGAGGAUGAGAAUGGGAAGAUUGUGGGGUACGUCCUGGCCAAAAUGGAAGAGGACCCGGAUGACGUGCCCCAUGGACAUAUCACCUCACUGGCUGUGAAGCGUUCCCAUCGGCGCCUUGGCCUGGCUCAGAAGCUGAUGGACCAGGCCUCCCGAGCCAUGAUUGAGAACUUCAACGCCAAAUACGUUUCCCUUCAUGUCAGGAAGAGUAACCGGGCCGCCCUGCACCUCUAUUCCAACACCCUCAACUUUCAGAUCAGCGAAGUGGAGCCCAAAUACUAUGCCGAUGGGGAAGAUGCAUAUGCAAUGAAGCGGGAUCUCACCCAGAUGGCUGAUGAGCUGAGGCGGCACCUGGAGCUGAAGGAGAAGGGCAGGCACGUGGUGCUGGGCUCCAUCGAGAACAAGGUGGAGGGCAAGGGCAACUCACUUCCGGGCACAGGAGAGGCCUGUCGUGAGGAAAAGGGCCUGGCUGCGGAGGAUAGCGGUGGCGACAGCAAAGAUCUCAGCGAGGUCAGCGAGACCACGGAGAGCACCGAUGUCAAGGACAGCUCAGAGGCCUCUGACUCAGCCUCGUAGAGCCUGCACGUGGUUCUCUCCCUGCCCUGGCCUGCCCAUCCCGUCCUCACCCUGAGAGGUUUCACAAUAAACUUCACCCAGGUGGCCUUGGGGA